This is a messenger RNA of Cicer arietinum (chickpea), 3795 nucleotides long. Its product is annotated as serine/threonine-protein kinase Nek5-like. Gene Ontology annotation, biological process: microtubule-based process; protein phosphorylation. Gene Ontology annotation, cellular component: cortical microtubule. Lineage: Eukaryota; Viridiplantae; Streptophyta; Magnoliopsida; Fabales; Fabaceae. Gene Ontology annotation, molecular function: protein serine/threonine kinase activity; ATP binding. The record is from RefSeq and is a predicted model, not a curated record.
UGAUGAUGGAAAUAGAAAGAAAAAAAAAAGCAUAAAAUAAAAAUAAAUUAUUAAACAAAAAUAAAAAAUGAAAUAAACAACAUUAAGAACUUGGUAGACCAGCUGUGACUGUCGGCGAAAAACCAAGCACACCCAUAAGCCCCCCUUUUCUUCUUUCUCUCUCUAAACUCUUCAUUCAAUUCAACUGUGGCCCAAGAGAGAGAAAGUUUUUUAUUCUUAGUAUCGAAAACAAAGAUUAAAACUUUCAUUCUUUUUCGUUGUAAUUCUGUUGAAAAAUUAUCACGUGUAUAUGGUAUUAUUGCUGCUCAUUGUUGAAUGAAACAAUAUCAGAGUAAAGAAAACUUUCAUGGUGUAUUGUAGAAGCAAUGUAGAACAAGCUUAUUUCAAUUUUCAACACUUUGAUGUGGAAAGUGAGGAUUUUGAGAAGUGGGUAUUGGAGUAAGAUUGGUUUCUAAAAUUGGGUUUUGUUGGUUUUUUGUUUGGGGAAUUUGUGUGUUGUUGUGGAUUGAGAGCAAUGGAAUCUAGGAUGGAUCAAUAUGAGAUCAUGGAACAGAUCGGUCGUGGAGCUUUUGGAGCUGCUAUUCUUGUUAAUCACAAAGCUGAGAAGAAAAAAUAUGUGUUGAAAAAAAUCAGGCUAGCUAGACAGACUGAAAGAUGCAGAAGAUCUGCUCAUCAAGAGAUGGCUCUUAUUGCUCGAAUUCAGCACCCUUACAUUGUGGAAUUCAAGGAGGCUUGGGUUGAGAAGGGUUGCUAUGUUUGCAUUGUUACCGGAUACUGUGAAGGUGGAGACAUGGCUGAAUUGAUGAAAAAAACAAAUGGUGCUUACUUUCCUGAGGAGAAACUCUGCAAAUGGUUCACUCAAUUACUGUUGGCAGUAGAAUACCUUCAUUCAAAUUAUGUUUUACAUCGCGACCUAAAGUGUUCCAACAUAUUUCUCACCAAGGAUCAGAAUAUUCGCCUCGGAGACUUUGGGCUUGCUAAGACACUAAAAGCAGACGAUUUGGCUUCUUCGGUGGUAGGAACUCCCAAUUAUAUGUGUCCUGAACUCCUUGCAGAUAUUCCUUAUGGAUUCAAAUCUGAUAUUUGGUCAUUAGGCUGCUGUGUAUACGAGAUGGCUGCUCAUCGCCCUGCCUUUAAAGCUUUUGAUAUGGCUGGAUUGAUAAGCAAGAUAAAUCGUUCUUCUAUCGGUCCUUUACCUCCAUGUUAUUCACCUUCCUUGAAAAUACUAAUAAAAGGCAUGUUAAGAAAAAGUCCCGAGCAUCGACCAACCGCAUCUGAGGUGUUGAAACAUCCUUAUUUGCAACCUUAUGUGGAUCAAUAUCGUCCAUCGUUCACUCACCCAGUCGCCUUUCCACCCGAAAAAUCGAUUUCUGCUGUCAAUGAUACUAAAAAACAUAUGGCUGAAAGUCAGAACAGUAGUGCUUCAAGUAGUGACAAAGAUAGUUUAAUGUCUAAUGAGAGAAACAUUGCAACAACAGUGUCAAAGUAUGAUAGCAAAGCGACUGAGAUCGAUAUUGCUUCGAUUGAUGAUGAUGGCUCGGAGCAAGAGGUAAUAAAAUCGUCUCAUAUUGAAACAUGUUCUAAUGUUGAAUCUAAACAGCCAAAAACAAUUAGAAAUAUCAUGAUGGCAUUGAAAGAGGGAAGAGGUAGAGAAGCAACUUCUCCGAUGAGAGGCAAUCGCAUAAAAGCCAGUGGAGUAUCAACACAGAAAGUAAAUGCUGACGUAUCUUCUAAAUUGCCUAAACCUACUUUCAUUGCUCCUAGUUUGAAGCCUAAUUUAGAGUCGCCAAGUGUUCCACUUGUAAAGGCAACGCCUGAGUCUGCGAAACGAAUACAAGGAUCGCAGCAUUCAAAGCUCCAGUUGUUGAUGACAGAGCCGUCACCAAAAGUUAAACCAAAACAUGAUAUGACUCCACCAUCUGGUUUUAUCAAACAAGUAGACGCGGAUGGAGUUCCUCCCAGGCCAAGACAAAGAACUCCCCCCAGCUUACUUCGACGACCUUUUUCCGGACGAAUGAGGCUGGCAGGGCUUGAUGUUCCGAAUACAGCGAACGAUACAGGGAAACUAGGACCAAGUAAUACAGGCCAGGAGUCUGAGAUGAUCCAUUGUCGGUUGAUCAAUGGAAAUAUACCGUAUAUGUCUAGACAGACUACAAGAGAGCCUCAGAAGAGGUCCGAAAGAAGUUCUAAAGGAAUGCAAACAGACAGCAGUAAUUCGGCCUCGUCUUCGGUUUCUAUUCAAGGAUGUGAACUUGCUGAUGAUGCAACAACUUUUAUUGACAUGAGAGAACAUAUACUUCGUGAUCAUGAAAUUGUAACGAACAAUGUAGGCGUCGAAUCACGUCUGGACAGCAGCCCGUCUACAACAUGUUCACAUUGUAAGAUGGCCGAAGAAGUGUCUGAGGAAACCUGUGAAGUCACCAUGAAUUUUCAUAAUAACACUAUUAGUAGUAAUGACAAAGUGAGUUCCAAUUUAACUCUUGAUCAUCCUGUUGAAAAUUCUAAGGCAAUGUUUGGUUCAGAAGAUAGUCUUCACAGAAAUCAGAUAACUAUAUCUACUGCUGAUGCGGCUAAAGAAAUCGAAGAUCUUCGAGAUAUUUCCAUGGAAACGGCUUUAACCAAGUCUCUCGAAUAUCCAUCCUCAAUUUCUAGAGAAAAGUCUGUUUGUCAAGAAGUCAGUUCGGUAAAUGAUAGGCCUGAUGUAGUAAGCCAGAUAAAACUUGCUUCUACAUCCACCGAUGACGAUAAAUUUACGGUGAGGGAACGAUUAUCAUUGAGCGCUGAAACUUCUCCUCAAAUUACCGCUACUAAAAUAUCGAGCCAGAAAAUCUUGCAAGAGAAAGGAACUGCCAUGCAGAAUCAUGCAGCACCAGAAAGACAAGAUACCGGUCAUUUUCCCCCAGCCUUUGAUGAUGUGAUCCAUGUUAUACGCCAUAGUAGUUACCGAGUUGGAAGCGAUCAGCCGGUGAAAGAAUCGGUUGAAAUGGGAGUUCAGAACGUCGAUGUUGGCAAGUAUAUCAACGCUGUAAGGGAUGACAUAGAAACGAGAAACAUAAACUCUCCUAUGACUCUUAAAUCUUCAACUUGCUCAGAAGCUCCAAACUCGAUAUCCAAUAUUUCUGAUCAGUUAGAAAUGAGAAACACAAGUACAAGCACUCCUCCUACUCUCAAAUCCUCUAGUUUCUCCGAUACUGCAAGCUUAAAAUCGAGCAUUUCCGAUCAUCUUAAGGAACAAGAUGUUAACAACACUGUUUCUGUCCUUUCAGAAUCUGAUUCAUCUGAGCUUAAUAAAUGUAACAAAACUCCAACAACUGAAGACAAACCACCCGCUAAGGAAACACUUGAUGUGAAAUCGUUUAGGCAGAGAGCAGAAGCACUUGAAGAGCUAUUAGAAUUGUCUGCAGAAUUGUUGCAGCACAAUAGAUUGGAGGAACUUCAAGUUGUUCUAAAGCCUUUUGGAAAAGAUAAAGUCUCACCGAGGGAGACGGCUAUUUGGUUAGCGAAGAGUCUUAAGGGAAUGAUGUCAGAUGAAAAUGGAGGAAGAUGUUCAUCGUCAUCAUGAGGUAUCUUAAAUUCUUCUUACCUUAUGAGUUUGUUUUGUAUUUAAUGUUUAAAAAUUUGGUUUUAUAGUUCAUAUAGCUAUUCAAUCACCACUUGUGAAUUUUUAAGAGAAAAAUAUUUGAGAUUUGUUUCUGCUUCUUUCAUUUUUGUAAUGUAAUUCUUUCUGUACUUUUAUGAUGCUGUAAAUAGUGAUCAUACAAAUUAAUAACAUCGAUUUACUGUAAAUUGUAUGGA